GGGGGGCGACAUUUAUCCGCUGUGCCUUGACUAUGUCGCAUUUUUAUUGAAACAAUGCAUUUUAUAUUCAUUUUCGUGAUUUCAGUAUUUUCAAUCGAUUUAAUCCGAUUGUCUCGGAUAAUGUCGGAUUUCUUCAAUUUUCAUUCGCUAAUUUAUUUUCAGUGCAUUUUGUUCCAUGCGUUACACACGUUACACACGCACACACAUAAUCGUCAAACAAAUACUUAUAAAUCAAACGUCAAAACAAGUUCACUCUGUUUACGUUUACUCUGCGCGUACCAAAUUCUCGUCCAAAAUCUCGCAAUUAUUUCUGUUUAGUGCUAAAAGUGGCGAAAAUAUGGAUUAUUUUUGGAGAGUAUUGAGCAAAGUGGUCGGUCCGAUUCCAGUAAGUAUCAAGGUGAUACUGGAGCAGCUGCGAUACAUCCAUGGCGGCCUUGCCUACUUAAAUGAUGACGUUAUAAACGCGAUGGAGGAGGAAGUCAAACACCUUCCAGAAACAACCGGAAAAUUAGAUCGUGAAUGGCAGAAGAUGAUUGGCUUCAACGGGCCUUUGAAAAACUUCCGCUUCGUGUUGGGAGAGCGGAGCUUAUUGAAGGUGAUAUCCAAUAUAGUUGAGAAGCAAGGCAUUUCCAAAUUCACGAAGGAACUAAUCAAACAAGACUUCCUUGGAAAAUCUGAAUCGGCCCCCGAAAAACAGACUGAGCAAUCGGUGAGGCAGAAAGUCAUCGAAUUUUACACAAAGAAAUGCAGCAAUGGAAGCAACGCCGAAACAUACUUUUUCGAUCAAAUAGCAUCCAUGAAGGUCGACAUGAUGAAGCUGGCACGAGGGCGGUCCUAAAGUGUCCUUUUUGCGAAUUUGCAUGGAAAAAUCUGGCAGCUGGAAAAUAUCUAGCUUUUCUUCACAUGUUCGAGUUAAGCAUGCCGAAUACGAUAUUCCCGGUGAUUUUAUCUCACAGCAG
Molecule: messenger RNA, 959 nt
Organism: Aedes albopictus (Asian tiger mosquito)
Lineage: Eukaryota; Metazoa; Arthropoda; Insecta; Diptera; Culicidae
Exons: 2
Coding region: 176-838 (220 amino acids)
Source: RefSeq, a predicted model, not a curated record